Messenger RNA from Drosophila miranda, 1171 nucleotides. RefSeq names its product phosphatidylinositol-glycan biosynthesis class X protein (gene PIG-X). Gene Ontology annotation, biological process: GPI anchor biosynthetic process. Gene Ontology annotation, cellular component: endoplasmic reticulum membrane. The coding region runs from base 22 to 837 and encodes 271 amino acids. Lineage: Eukaryota; Metazoa; Arthropoda; Insecta; Diptera; Drosophilidae. The transcript is spliced from 4 exons. The record is from RefSeq and is a predicted model, not a curated record.
UUUGCAUUUUAUUAGCUAAAAAUGAUUUCAAAGCGUAAUUGGAAGAGUGCAAUAGGUGUGAUUGCGCUCCUGGCAAGUGCAGCACACAGCUAUCUUCUGCAACAGCCGAUAGUGCACGUGGAAAUGGAGAAGGCCGGUAUGCACAGAACAUUAACGUACAGAGUGCAGUUCGAUUUUCCCCUGGCGGGCAAGGACUGUGACUAUAUGCUGCUGCAACCGCUGCCAGCAGCCGUUUACAUAAGCACAGACGAGCUGGAUGAUUUGCAGCGCCUCAAAAGACUAAGUGCCGUCUACCCGAAGUUUGUGAACAUUGAAGAGCCCACUGAGAGGGCGCAGCCGUUCUCUGUGUUGUUGCGCGGCGUGCCGAAACUAAUGGAAAUUGUAACGCUUCCAAUUCAUUUUCGCUAUCACGCACCGAGCGAUAAGAGAUCCACCAGCAUGGUAGCUAUAGCUACGCCAGAACUCUAUCUGAACUGUCCGAUCGCUGAUAGUGAGCUGGUUGACAAUGAAUUGGUUGCCCGACCUGAUAAGCUGUACUGCCUGAACGCGCACAAAAGCAGAUUUGACGAAAACAUCGUCACAGAUACGGAGCCGACAACCCUCCACAAUCUGGAGCGUUGCAACUGGAAGCAAAUACAUGUGGAAUACCAGCUGAGGGCGCCUCUAAGAGCAGAAAUACCCGUUGGCAAUACGAAUGCAUAUGCUCCUGUUCUUUAUGGCACCAUUAUACUCACCUGGACGAUGGCCAUUUGGACAAUGCUACGCACACUGUCAUCUUCGCGCCGCAUUAAUCAGCGACUUAACGAACAGCGGCAGUUGCAGCGAAAGGUCAAGUAACAUGCAACGAAAUCGGUACGUUUCCAUUCCAAUAUCGAGACAGUUCUGAACGGGGAUGGAAGCAGUGGAUAAGAGUGAUUAGGUUCCUUUACUUCUCGUCAGACGAACAAAGAAUUUAGUAUUGUAAAUAUUUAUUGGUAUACUCGGAGCAAGCAGAGACAGACGAUGAUAAGACAAUUCAAAUAUUUAAACAUAUUCCGGACAUAAUACAUAUGAAACGUGCCACACAUCGUAAGCUUUAUAUUAAGCUUAUCACAAAUUGUAGUCAUAUUAAGCUUAGUAUUAACAUAAACCUAAACCAAAGUCUUUAAUUAUAACUAAAGCAUAUAUCAAA